Molecule: messenger RNA, 1167 nt
Organism: Fomitopsis serialis
Lineage: Eukaryota; Fungi; Basidiomycota; Agaricomycetes; Polyporales; Fomitopsidaceae
Exons: 5
Coding region: 157-1041 (294 amino acids)
Source: RefSeq, a predicted model, not a curated record
CGACCGACGUCGGCCAGAUCUCGUGCAAACGAUACGCGACCGGCGGCCAUUUCCGGGCUACUGGAUAGCUGGACGCGGGGUCCUCGUCGAAGAGACAUAAAUACGCCAAUCUUCUACCAACCUCCUGAAGCUCUAUCAGUAACCCUCGCAUACAAGAUGACAGACAGUAUCGAUAUGCAAGCUGCACGAGAAAUAAUCAACAUGCUCGAAGAGAGACUUUACGAUAACCAGUACGAAGACCCACUUAGCCUUGUAGAUGAGCCACGAAUGGUCGAUCCCAUCUUCGAAGACCCCCGGAAGAUGCCCAUAUCGUUCCUUGAGCCGGAGAACUGUGUGCUCAUUGACGGGCUGCUGGGAUUCGCUGUGACCGAAUCACCCCUCGACGCGGCUCGUCGAUUAGUGCAGGGGCUGCCAAUCAUGGAGGAAGUCUCUACGACGCUCGACACCGUAGAACUACCGUCGACGGAAGUCGGUCCUCGCCAGCAGCCGCACACUCUGGCGAGGCCUGGGCAGAGUCGCAGACGGCUGUCUCUUCCCGUUCGCGUCACCGACACGCUCCACUCCUUCCUCCUCGGCAUCCACUAUCCCGGACGAGCCCGAGCGUACGGCGCUGAAGCGAAAACGUUCGUUGUCGGACGUUUAUCCCUGCCUUCGAAGGCCAUGUCAUCCGUCGCAGAUGAUUCUUCUGCUGAGGUCGGGAGUGUCUUGUCUCCGCCAACCCAGAAGACAUCGUCGAACGGUCGACGUGGCGGCCCGGGAAAGUACCUUUGUGAUCUUCCCGGAUGCUCCAAGUCCUUUGCUUCGGCGCAGAAUCUUUCGCGACACAAGAACAGGACUAAGCAGCACGGGGCGAAAGUCUUAUACAAGUGCCCCGUCUGCGAGUGGACUACCACGCGCUGCGACCCCUUCAGACGGCAUUUCGACGGCGAUACACAUGUCGCGUGCAAGGAAUUCGUGCUGAAGAAAUCCGGGGAGUCGGAUGUGAAGGAUAUUCCUCUGCAAUUCAUUGCGCAGUACAAGAUCAGUACGGAAUCUACGUGAAUCAUUAGCGGACCGAGUCAGUAUUAUAUGUAGCAGUAGCUUCUGUAGCAGUUGUAUUGCGUACCUACUGUCCGGAGAAUGUUGUUGUAUGUACACUCCCGAAGAGUUGUUGUAGUGAUUCCACCG